CGUGGGACUAACAUUUGGUGAGUCACUAUUUGCAGAACUUCUUCGAAAACAGCUCUGGCCGUCGUAGGUUCGCACGCUUUGACAGCCACGAAACCUUCAUCUCGAUCAAAAGAAGCUGCCACCAACCAAAACAACAACCAAAACAAAAGCUCCUCACUUUUUCUUCCACAACUCACUCUUCCAAGUGCAAUCUACGGUACGGUAUCUGUAGCUAUCUAUCCAUUACAAUAAUUGUACAUUGACCGAUCAAGAUGGGCGCCAAGAAGCAAUCCGGGACAAAGCGCAAGGCUCAAGAUGUCAGCCAACAAGCAGAAGUAAAGACGCAUGUCGACAAGGCUCUCGCUCAAAAGGCGGUAUCGGCUCUACUCCAGUAUCAUGCCAAGCAACAAGACGCCAGCGACAAGAAUCAACUUCCAUUGGGAAACGACGAUAGACCCAUUCAUGUUCAAUUCGGAUUGGAACGAGCAUCCAAUCCCAAUUCCUUCAAACCCAUGAGAAUCAUGAUUCCAAAUCCCAUUCAUUUGCUUCAGAAUACUACUAGUGACAACACUUCUACUAGUAUGGAUGGACCGGAAGAACCCGAAGUCUGUCUCAUUGUCAAGGACAGUGCCAAAGCAUGGAUCCAAGAAAUGAGAUUUUCUCCCGAACUCGCCAAGGAAUUGAAAAUGGUCAAAAAGGUAUUGACACUGACGGAUGUUCGUCAAAAAUACGCGCGGUACCAUCAACGACGGGAAUUGCUCCAUCUCUACAAUGUAUUCAUGGCCGACGAUCGCAUCUUGCCCAUGCUGACUGCUGCGCUGGGCAAGGAUUUUGUCAAGGCCAAAAAGUUGCCACUGCCUUUGCGAGUGACACAAAAUGGAUUGCCGUUUGCCAUUCGCAACAAUUUGUCUUCCACAUUUCUUACCGUGGGUGGUGGAACAUCGGUUUCUGUCAGAGCCGGGACAACGGCCAUGCCAGAAGAAAAACUGGUCGAAAACAUUUUGGCAGUCUCCGAAGGGGCAGGCGACAAACUGCCAAGGGCGUGGGCCAAUAUUCGGACGAUUGCUAUCAAAACACCCGAAAGUACUUCCUUGCCUCUGUAUCAUUGCCUUCCUCAGGAACUGCAAGAGAUUGCAGAACAGGCAGGAAUUGACGAGAAGAAGAAGAUGGAAGAAGAGGAGGCCAAGGCGACCAAGGAAAAUGUUGCUGACAGUGCUGCCAUGAACAGCCCCUUGGUGAAAGCGCUGAAAAAGAGAAAAAAGGAGGGCAGUGCCAAAAAGGAAGCAAAGGAAGAGAAGAAGACCGACGCAGAGAGCAGCGCCAAGAAGGAGAAGGAACGGACCAUGAAGGAAAAGGAGGAUGCAAGUCCCAAGGCGGAGAAAACAGAAGGUAGCGCCAAAAAGGCAAAGAAAGAUGGUAGUGCCAAGAAUGGGCAAGAAAAACAGGAUGCAAGUCCCAAGGUGGAGAAAACAGAAGGUAGCGCCAAAAAGGCAAAGAAAGAUGGUAGUGCAAAGAAGGAAAAGAAAAACGAGGACGUAAGUCCCGAGGUGGAGAAAACACCACAAGGGAGCGCCAAAAAGGAUAAGAAAGAUGGCAGUGCCAAGAAAGAAAAGAAAAAGGACAGCCCCAAGGGAGGUAGCGCCAAAAAAGAGAAGAAAGAUAGCAGUGCCAAGAAGGAUAGAAAAAAGAAGAGAAGUCUAUCACAGUGAAGAGACAUCUAUCUGAUGACUCGAGUAUUGUAAGUGCUGCUGUAUUGAGAUGCCUAUCGUUGUUGCGUUUCAUUAUGCUGUGGGUUGAUUGAUUGAUUUGAAUGAUGAGAAUCUGCUUUACAAAAAUAAACAUUCAUGCGUGUCAUCUGACGGUUGAGUGAUCUAAACAAAAAAGCUGCUGAAACCAAAUCAAUACACCUUUUGACUGAAGCGAUGGCAUCCUUGUCUUGGACACAAUCCCUUACGACGCAAGGCUUGCACUAAUAUUUGUUUUCCGCUUCUCUUGUGCAGGCUUUUGGGGGUUACAAAUCUACUAUCUGGCACACCACACCUUUGUGCUAACGUCUUUCGUCGAACAACAGACUGACGCGAUGAGGGAGGAUUUAGUACAGUAAACAACACCUCAUAAUGUGUAAUUUUAGCUUAUGCAUUCAUUGGUACAGAAAUAUCCAACCACCAGCUAGUUGCUAGAUUCGUAUGUCUGCUAGUAAUAUUCCUCAUCGUCAUACGGUUGCUCAUAGUCUGCGUCUGAGUCCCAUUCAUCCUCGAAAUCUUCUUCUUCUUCUCUCCAAUCUUCUUCCCAAGGGUCGUCCGGAAACCCAUCGGGAACAUCCCAUUGCGAUUCGUAAUCCUUCUCUGCCUGCAGUCGGGCAGCUGCUGCUUUUGCCGCCUCGAUGGCCCGUUCACGGGCUUCUCGUAGUGCUUCCAAGGCAUCCAAAUAACGAUCAGACAUUUCUCUCAGAGUAUCUUCUUGAGUUUCAUCACCCUCAAUAGCUUCAGUCAUCUCUUCCUCCAACACAGGAUUCAUCCCUACAUCGAUGGAAAGAUCAAUUCCAAUCUCUUCCUUGGCAUGCACCAAGACAGCAGCCAAUGCAUCUGCCGCACCAUGAUCCAGGAAACAUCUACGAAGUCCCAACGAAUACUUCAAACCAGUAGAUUUUUGGUCUCCCUGUAUAUUGUCGUCGUCAUCUAGAAUGGCGUUUGCCAAGGCUUUGAUGCCACACCGAGCCUUUUCUGGGUCGAUAUCUCCACCCGUAGAAUCGUCACUCAUGCCACUUCUUUCUUCUUCCUCGUCGUCGCUCUCACCACUGUUCCCACCACCACCGAGCUCGACUCCAAAUUCCUGUAGUCCGGUCUUCAGCCCUCGUUUGAACAUUGACACGUAUGCCGCAGUUGUCGCUGUGGCCUUGCUCUUGAUAGCGCUGGCAGAAUACUUUUUGCCCUUUUUCAUCUUGCCCCGCAAGACACCCAAGGGAUUCCCACUCAAGUCAAUUUCAACAUGGGUAGAAGAUGCUGGCAUGGCUCUUUGAGAUCGCUUCAGCAUUGCCUUUCCAAAUGCCGCUGCUCCAUCGGCUAGGAUUUGACAGCUUCUCAAUCGGAUACUCUUAGUAAUUACUCCCUUUUCGACAGCUUCUGCCAAUACGAUUGCUGACUUGUCCUUGAUACCAGCAUUGCCACUCAAAUCGAGGGUUUCCACCAUGGCACUGCCGCCUAACAGUGCAUGUGCAAUCGCAGCGGCGCCCACGUCGGUUAGUUUAUUGUGGCUCAAAUCCAACUGCCGGAUGCACAUGCCAUGACAGCUCUCCAAUGCCAAGGCAAUGGCUUCGG
This is a messenger RNA of Seminavis robusta, 3296 nucleotides long. The record is from the annotation of a GenBank genome assembly. Lineage: Eukaryota; Bacillariophyta; Bacillariophyceae; Naviculales; Naviculaceae.